Kalmanozyma brasiliensis GHG001 is the source of this 2886-nucleotide messenger RNA. RefSeq lists its product as uncharacterized. The record is from RefSeq and is a predicted model, not a curated record. NCBI's taxonomy places the organism in Eukaryota, Fungi, Basidiomycota, Ustilaginomycetes, Ustilaginales. The transcript has a single exon. Bases 1 to 2886 code for a protein of 961 amino acids. Gene Ontology annotation, biological process: regulation of DNA-templated transcription. Gene Ontology annotation, molecular function: zinc ion binding; DNA-binding transcription factor activity, RNA polymerase II-specific.
AUGCCCAAAGACGACGUCAGAAGUCAGGACGUGGACGCCUCGGCAUCCUCCGCCAGGGACGAUGGCGACUCCAAGGACAAGCCCAAAAAGGUGCUGCGCGCCUGCGACGCUUGUCAUCAUCGUCGGGUGAGAUGCAAUCACAACAAUCCUUGCGACAAUUGCAUCCGACUCAACAUCAACUGCACCUGGAUCAAGGCUUCCAAGGGCAAGCAGGCUUCGGGUCGUCGCAUCGAUCUCCUCCGCAAGGGACACAAUCCGGCCGCUUCCGAGCUUCCUCCGUCGCCGCCCAACGCAAGGCCGUCUUCUCACGACAUUGCUUCUAUAACCCAGCCCAGUCCAUCGGGAUCACGCACCGUCCUGCCGCCACCAGGUCACGGACACCCAACCUCACAGUCGCCUCGACACUAUCAGCAUCCUCCUCCUCCCGGCGGCUCUUCCGCCAUGAGUCCACCAGGCUUGCCUGCCAGCGCGACGUCUCCUUCCGGUAUGAUGUCUUCCUCGAGCCUCUACUCGCGUGAUCCACCGACCAUGUCGUCCAGAAGUUCGUUCGGCGGCGGUAGCUACAGCAGGUACGACGCGAACGCGCAGGGCGGCGGAGCCGGUGCAGCCCAGCACCCGUCCCCCUCGUCCCACUGGUCCAGCCCUACUACUCGCUCGCCUGGCAACCGCUACUCGUCCCAGAGUGCCUAUCCGCCGCAGGACUAUCCACCUCCGCAUCUGCCGCACUCGUCGUCUUCGGGUCAUCAUCACCCGGCUCAUCAGUCGUACCCACAGCAAUCGCCAUCCCAAUCUUAUCCGCAUCACCAGCAGUAUCAACAGGUGCCGCCGCAUCAUGUAGCCAGCCAGCCGCCGCCGCAUUCGCAACGGCAUCCUUCCCAUGCCAGCGUGCACAGCAACAAUCCCGACACAGCAGGCAGCUCCGCCACCAAUCUCGGCUUCGUCCCUUCCGAGGCCUUUUCUCACGGUCUAGACGGCUCCUUCUCCGAGCUUGCACCUGAUGUCGCAGCGGGUUUGCGUCUGCCGGACUUUGGCACCUCGCUCGCCGAUUCUUACCUCAAUCCGGCCGAAGGCGGCGAUCGUCGACGCAAUGUGCUGUUGGACAUGAACACAGGUACCGGCCCGCAAGAGGGCUCUACCAAUGCUUCUCACGCAAUGAGCGGCACCGCAAACGAUUUUGGAAACGCCUACCAGCCCUACGGCAACGGGAGCAAUCCCGCUCGAACCUUCCUGGAUGUGCUCGGUCAGAACAGUCAGAUGCUCGCCGGUCCCGGGUCGACGCCUGGCUCUGUCAGCCAGUCCGAGACCGACUUUGCCAGCAAUGAACCUCACCCGCUCUCGGACUCGGUGCUCAUCCCGAGCAUCGCCAUCUUUUUCGAGCGUCUCCAGUCGAUCAUGCCUGUCUUUACUCGAGCCUGGAUUUUUGGCAAGAUCGACCGUGGAGAGCACCGCACCGACCCGCAGCUCGGCGCCAUGCUCAUCGCCCUCUCCGCCUUUGCCCUCUGCCAGCCCGUCGACUCGGCUGAUCCCGUCGACAGCUCCUCUCGCAAGCGCAGGAUCCGUCGGCUGCUCGAAGAGUCGGUCAAGAUGCGCAACAGCGCCCUUCUCGGCAGUCAUCCUUCGCUGGAAGCCAUCAUGGCGUCGUUUUUCAUAUUUGGCACGCUCUUCGGUCUGGGCGAGGAGAACGCUGCGUGGUUCCGUCUGCGCGAGGCAGUCACCCUCGGUCACCUCCUGCGCAUCCACGAGACGUCGUCCUACGAGCACCUCGACAAGGACGAGCAGGAGCGCAGGCUACGCGCUUACCUUCUGCUGGCCAUUACGGAGCGUGCCUACGCGAUUCAGUCGGGCUCCUCGAUUACUUUCAGGGGCAACCCGCGCAAGGCGACCGACUCGAUCCGGCGCAAGUUCGACGUCGCCCAGCUGCAAGACUUUCCCAACUUGCAGAGUCGACUGUUUGACGUGGUAGAUGAGAAGUUUGUCGACUGUUGGAACCGCAAGUGCCCCGGACCGGGUUGUGACUAUUUGGACGCAAAGCGGGCGAUCCAGCUGCACCGCGCGAUCAAGGAGAGCGACGAGGACGAGCAGAAGGAGAAAGAGUCGUUCACGCGGGAUCGCUCCUCCGGCCCCACUCGGCGCGACGGCUCCCACCACGACCGACGACACCAUCCCUAUGGCGGGCAUCAUGCCAAGACCGAGGACGCCACCACCGGCGGUGGGGGACAUGGAAGCAAGUCUGACUGGGACAAGAGCAAAGUGCAGAAAGCCGACGUCGAGGUGACGCGACAGUGGCUGCUCAAUCGAUUGUGGAUGACCUGCCGCUCGCAUGCUCUUCUCACAGCGGACGCUGAAGAGGAGCCCCUGCGCAUCGACUAUGCCAUCGACAUUGCGCGUGAGACGCUCCGCGUCUGCAACUCGCUGUCGCUCCGAUCGAUGGAGGCGCACGGCAUUGGGUUGACAAGGAAGCUCAACGACAUUGCUCAAACACUGGUCAUCGUAUGCCGUGAUUAUCCGGCGAUUGCCAUGUCCGUGCCGUUCGAAGGCGACCCAAUCAAGACCGACCCAACGCUGUUCGGACCCUACUUCGGGCCUUCCCCUCCGGACGCGUCUGCAACGGGAGGCAGCUACCAAUCACCCACGUCCAACAUGGAUACGACCAGCAUCGUGGAUCACCCCUCAGCUUCGUCGCUCGGCGGCGGCGUCCCUCUCGACAAGGCCUUCUCCCCCUCCUACGCCAUCGAAGCCAUCCUCCACAAGUACCUGGACAUCUUCAAGCGCUUCCGAGGAGGAGAUCACCCUUACCUGCCUCUGCUCGUAGAGGCCGUCAAGGAGCUGCCCAAGAUGGCCGAGCUGAGCUUUGACCGCUUCUUGCGCGAGAUGGGUCUUUUCUAA